AUGCAGCCUGAGAAGGAACAGAAGGGGAAAGGCUUCAAGCGCAGACUGGUCUUGAAGAGCAGCUUAGGUAAAGAAAUACUUGCUGAGGUCCUGGGCACGUUUAUAAUGAUCGUCCUUGGAUGUGGCUGUCUUGCCCAAGCUGUCCUCAGUCGAGGACAUUUUGGAGGAAUUGUCACUAUUAAUGUUGGAUUUGCAAUGGCAGUUGUAAUGGCCAUUUAUGUGGCUGGAGGUGUCUCUGGUGGCCACAUCAACCCAGCUGUGACAUUUGCAAUGUGUCUUUAUGGACGGAUGAAAUGGUUCAAAUUGCCAUUUUAUGUGGGAGCCCAGUUCUUGGGAGCCUUUCUGGGGGCCGCAGCCCUCUUUGGCAUUUAUUAUGAUGGACUUAUGCACUUUACUGGUGGAAAAUUGCUCAUUGAGGGAGAAAAUGCAACAGCACACAUUUUUGCAACGUACCCAGCUCCAUAUCUUUCUCUGACGAAUGCAUUUGCAGACCAAGUGGUGUCCACCACGUUUCUCAUCUUGGCUGUCUUUGCCAUUUUUGACUCCAGAAACUUGGGAGUCCCCAAAGGCCUGGAGCCCAUUGCCGUUGGCCUCCUGGUUUUUGUCCUUUCUUCCUCUUUGGGACUGAACAGUGGCUGUGCCAUGAACCCAGCUCGAGACCUGAGUCCCAGACUUUUCACUGCUUUAGCAGGAUGGGGGUUUAAGGUCUUCACAGCUGGAAAUAACUUCUGGUGGAUUCCUGUAGUGGGCCCUUUGAUUGGUGCUGCCAUUGGAGGCUUCAUCUAUAUUCUUGUCAUUGAAAUCCACCACCCGGGCCCUGACCCAGACUUCAAGGCAGAACAAUCGGAGGACAAACCAGAGAAACAUGAACUUAGUGUUGUAAUGUAG
This is a messenger RNA of Cynocephalus volans (Philippine flying lemur), 888 nucleotides long. RefSeq names its product aquaporin 9 (gene AQP9). NCBI's taxonomy places the organism in Eukaryota, Metazoa, Chordata, Mammalia, Dermoptera, Cynocephalidae. The transcript has 6 exons. Gene Ontology annotation, molecular function: urea transmembrane transporter activity; glycerol channel activity; water channel activity. The coding region runs from base 1 to 888 and encodes 295 amino acids. The record is from RefSeq and is a predicted model, not a curated record. Gene Ontology annotation, cellular component: plasma membrane; basolateral plasma membrane. Gene Ontology annotation, biological process: water transport; glycerol transmembrane transport.